Messenger RNA from Haliotis rufescens (red abalone), 5082 nucleotides. Its product is annotated as centrosomal protein of 112 kDa-like. The transcript has 29 exons. The record is from RefSeq and is a predicted model, not a curated record. Lineage: Eukaryota; Metazoa; Mollusca; Gastropoda; Lepetellida; Haliotidae. The coding region runs from base 212 to 3091 and encodes 959 amino acids.
AACUUCCGAUGUCAACAUGGUGGUCUUUUUGAAACUUUCAUAAACAUGCACGUAAAAAAUGCGAAUUACAUAUCUCAGAUAUUCGCGAAGAAUUUGGAGACUGUGAUCUUGUAGUAGAGACUGCCAGCAUCUGGAACAGGAACAGGAGCUGUGUGAGGCAGGAUCUCAAAGGUCAGCCGAGCUGGUGGACAAGGCAGCUGGGUCAGAGAGAAUGGAGAGUCCCGAGUCCUCUUUAGAGCACCUGGACUCUGAGUUUGACAAAGUGCUGGCGGACAUGAAACCGUAUGUCCUCAAACUGCCACACAAAGCAGAUCGCCAGAGGUGUGCCGUGUGGAUCAAGAAGCUGUGUGAGCCACCGGCUGCAGGUGUGACAGGAAGGAAGAACCGGAACAUGUACGGGCAGCUGAUGCUGCACAUGCUCAGAAGAGGCGUGCUGGAGGGACCAUUUGACAAACGACCUUCAGGCGGGUCACUGCCUACCCUACCUCCAUAUAUGUCCAUCUAUUUCGAUGAGCCAAUGACAGGUACAGAUGGACAAGCAAGGGAGGGUGACAAGGUGCCAGACUGGGUGAACGGAGAGCUGCUGGAGUCUGUAGGAUCCUCCAUGGUCCGCCGGUCGCUAGGCAACCCUGCCGCCACCUCCACCUGGCUGUCCGGCAGUUCGACUGCAGCACAUGACGUGCGAGAGAGGUUCAAUGCUGUUUUCUACUCCCCACAGCGUGUGCUAAGACCCUACUCUAGCCUGGGGGUGAGUCUGGACAAGGACCCCAGUCUGUCCCCACCGUGGCGCAGACCCGAGGGAGGGGCAGUCGGAUCCCUGCUGACCAGUGACAUGGACUGGAGUAAGCCCUACAGCUCCACCACAUCUCUGGGCAGCUCUCUUGCUAAAGGUACAACAUUCCAAGACGACAGCAACAUAGGAAGAGGAGGGGCGAGAGAAAUUGAGCUCAGGACCAAGAUGGUGGAGGCCAAGUACCAUGAAGAGAAGCUGAAGCUCCAGCAGAGACAUGAUGCAGCUGUACAGAAGAUCUUGGACAGAAAGAAUGCCGAGAUUGAGGAUGUGAAAAGUCAUUACCGAGGCAAAGCCAAGGACAGCGAGGACACCACAACUAAACUGGAGAGGAAAAUCCAGUCUCUGGUGAAGGAGAUGUCUAUGAUGCGGGACAUGAAAGACAGACAGCUGGCAGACCUCAAGAAGCUGGUGGAUGAUACCAGUGACUCUCGCAAGAAUGAGUAUGACAAAAAGCUCCAUGACACCACAGCCCAUUUCGAGCAGGAGAAGUUUGAGAUGCAGAAGCAGCACACUAGGAACAUCCAGGAGAUCUUAGACGACACCAACGCCCGACUCCAGCGCAUGGAGAAGGAGUAUACCCAACAAAUGUCAUCCAAUACGAACGUGAUCAGGGAGCUGGAGUCCCGAGUGCAGCAGCUGACAUCCGAGGUGGAGCAGCAGCUAAAGACGAGGUCCGGCCUGGAGGAGGAGAAGACAAGUCUACAGGACACAUGUGACCAGCUGACUGCACAGCUCGGGGAUGUGAGAGACAGCUACAACCAGCUGGACCGGGAACACCAGCACCUGCAGGAGAGUCAUGAACACGAGAUGCGCACCCUGAAGCACAAGACUGAGGCCAGCCUGGAGUUUCUCAAGCAAGAGCACACGCUCGCUGCAGCCAAGGCUGCGGAUGCUGUGGGGGAUAUGGAGCAGCAGCUUGAAUCCAUGAGGAGGUCCAUGAAGGAGUCAGACGAACACCGGCAGAAGCAGCUCCGAGAGUUAGAUCAAGCUCGGCAGCAGGAGAAACUGCACUUAGAAAACCUGCAUGAUAAACAGAUCCGCAGCAUGAAGAAAGAACUGGAGCAGCUGGAGCAGGAGUCCCAGAAGAAGAUCAGGACCUCGGAGCACCUGCUACAAGAGAAGGACCUCACGAUCCACAGACUGCAAGAGCAGAACCAGAACCAGGCCCUGUCAGCAGAACGGGCUCUGGAGGAGUUCAAGGCCGAGGUGGAGAAGAACCAGAACCGGGUUUACGAGGAGAUGAAGCAGCAAAUGACCCAGGUGGAGUCGGACCUCAACAAGUCGAAACAUUCCCGGGAGAAGCAGAACAAGGAACUCAGCAAGCAGCUGGAGCAGGAGAGGGUCAAGUUCAACAGGGAGAUAACAGAAAUGAAGAUAUCGUUUGAACAUGAGAGGUCGCAGAUGUUGCAUGACCUUCACCUUCAGAAGGAGUAUAUCUUGUCAGAACAUGAGAAGGCUGUGGAGACACUCAAGGAAGGUCACAGAGUUGAGUUGAGGUCAUUGGAGGCUCGGUACAGGGAGAGGGGCGACAAAGACACAAAGAACUUGACAGAGUUUGAGAGCCAAGUGCGAGAGUUGCGAGAGGAGCUUGUGCAGUCAAACCAGCUCCGGAAGCAGCAGCUGGUGGAACUGGGGCUGCUCCGAGAGGAGGAGAAGCAGAAGAUGCUGAGAGACCAUGAGGCAGAGAUGGGUCGGAUGCGGAGUGACAUGGAACAGCAGCGGCUUGAGCUUCAGAAACUCCACAGCUCUGAGAUGGAGACCAUGCUUGAGAAGACAAAUCAGCGUCUGAAGGACAUUGAGAGGGAGUACGCUGACCGAGGGCAGAAGUCCACAGAGGUGGUGGCUGAUCUUCAGGCGGCAACUAAUCAACUCCGAGAAGAAAUCAAAAGGAUUCGACAGCAGUGUGACCUGCGGAUGACAGAGUUAGCAGCCCAGCACGAGCAGGACAAGAAGGCAAUGAAGAAACAGUACGCCACCAACGUCACUGCUCUGCAAAAGGAAUUGGAUUCACAACGAAAUAAGUGUCGAAAUAUGGAGAGACAGUUGCAGAGGUUGGAGGCAGAUCAAGAAGAAAAGAUAACAAAACUGAAGCUGAGCAACGAGGAGAGGAUGCGGGGUCUGAUGCCAGCAGUUGUCAGACAGGAGCUGGAGGACACCAUCAGGUCUCUGCGGUCUCAGGUCAACUCCUUACAGCAGAGAGCAGCAGUGUUGCAGGACGAACUCGACCUCAAAAUCAAAAAUCCCCUGGGACCUUUCGGAACCCUGACCAGCUCCCCCAUCAUCAAGUCCUCUGUCUGACCUGCAGGACAGCCGUUUUCUAGAACAGCUGAAAGUGCAUAGUGGAGGACAUGGGUUUGAGGGCAAGCCUAAAGGGUACCUACUCACAAACGUCUUCCAGACCUAGCCCAGAUCUGAUUUAUCCUGUACAUGUUUUCCUGAUUGUGCAGUUGUGCAUGUUCUUCAGUGAGGAGUGUACAAAGACCUGCACUUAUAAAAGAUCACUGUGAAAUUUGUGCAUCACUGUGUCCCUCAAACGAAUUUGCUCAGUGUAUCUUCACAGAGCUUCUUGGUCUAGACAAAGACAAAUCUUACACACUGUGCCUGUUACUUUGCUCUGUGGAUUCUGUGACUCGGAAGACCUCCCAGGUACCUAGUUGGGGGGAGGCCUCUGACCUAUUUGCUGCAUCUGUGAUAUUCCUGGCUUGCAACCGUCACCAGAUGGUGCUCAUGUUAUUUUUAUGUACUGUAGUUCUCCAGAUUGUUAGCAUGCUAUUUAUGUGUAUUGUAGUUUUCAAGAGUGUUAGCAUCUUAUUUAUAUGUAUUGUAGUUGUCCAGUUGUCAGCAUGUUUAUCAAACCCUUUCAGUCGACACUAUCAGAAAACUCUAUGUGAAACUGAAAAAAGAGUCUGUCAUCAUACUGGCAGUUAUUCAGUAAUCCAUCAUGAAGCUUGCCAAUAUUCAAUCUGGCCUCUGCUGAUUUUAUUAACAAUGACUAUUGCUCUCCUGUUUCUGUAGCAUCCUAGAUGGCUUGUUCCUGAGUGACAAGCCCAGUUUCAAGUAAUAUAUUUGAAAUUAAAAUCUAGUUAUAAUGCCUCCCACUACCCUUUUUCAAGAAGACAAUUUCAUGGUUGUUUUGUUGCAACCUUAUUUCUGUCUGUAUAACUGUAGUGGUUAUCACUGACACACCCUGCAGAUAGAGGGGUACACUUUGAGAAGUCACUUCAGCUCAAACGUACAACUACAAGUCAUUAUUUACACUGAGAUAUUGAAAGGGUUUUCUUUCAGGUAUCUUUAAGUAAUAUGUAAGGAAGUCAUUUGCUCAAACAAUCAAUCAUGUAGCUGUUAUAUGUAGCACUCCAGUUCAAGGGUGAUAAGUGAUACAGGAGAGUUUGUGUUACAAGAAUACUAUGUGUGGAAUAUGAUCUAGGUUGGUGUUGAACUCAUUUACGCCUUGAAAGAUAUAUUAUAGAGAUUGGUAGUAUUGUCAUUUUAACCAUAGUAUAUCAGCCUUUUCCACCAAAUUUUUCCAUUUCAAAAGACCUACUUUACAGUCAAGGAUGUUGAUUUUUAACCAUAUGACUUUAGAUAUGGUGAGGUCUGUUUUGUUCAGAAAGCCUGCUUGCUACAUACUCUUCGUUCAUGUGGAACUAUGUUAAUCCAGAUGAGUUAACAGGACACUAGAGUUAAGGGGUCCAGUGUACUUUCAGUUAUCCUGCUAUCCUCCAGGACAUGGAUUUAGGUCAGAACAUUCCCCAACUAUUUCUCCCCUUCAUCAUGAGGUCAGGAGAUGAGUGGUGUGAGGGUGACAGAUUCAGGAUACAUUAUGUGUUCCUCAUCUCAAAUGUCUAGAAGUUAACAACUCACAGGGUCAAGCCUGCUAUGGCAGACCCCUUGUGCUUCUUCAGGGUUUUCGGCAUCUGAAGAAACACAGAAUUUACCCAGGAUAAUCAGUGGGUUCUAUUUGCUUUGCUAAGGUCAUGUGUCAUUGUACAUAGGAGAGCAUCUCCCUGUUUAUGUCUGUCUCUUUUGGUGGUGUUACAUUGUUUUUAGGUGGGAGAGAACAGUUCUCCUGCUGUCCUGGUGUUUUCAUUGUUUUUGUAAAAAGGAGAAGAAUAAUUCUUACAUCUCAUGUAUUUCAUUUCGAUGCGGAACUUUUAGUUUUGGAUAAUAGGCUUAAAAAAAAGAAAGAAUUGGGUUCUCAGGCAAUGACUUUUGAAAAAAUAGUGCUGGCAAGUGGUGAUUUUUUUUUUUUUGGUUGUUGAAAAUAGCAUGUAACCAAAUAAACAGUU